AUGUAUCAAAAACUUCCACCAUGGACAGGCAAAGUAAUCUUACGAACCAUGAUACAAGAAGAUCCAACUCAACAGGAGAGGAUGGGUGUUGUGGGACCCAAUUCAAAUCCCUUCUCGAUGGGCAUGAUGAUGGAUGAUUUUCUUCCCGAGGUUGUGGACAAGGUUGAUUUAUCUUUUUAUAAUUAUUCAGCUGAUGAACGACAACAAGGGAAUAAUCAACAAGUAACCUCCACAGCUGCCGAGUUGGAAGAGAGAAAAUUAUUGGAAAAUGGAAUUAAAUUAUUACGAAUGAUUAAAAGUAGUUUUCAAGAUAUUCCAAAUCAAAUAUUGGAAGCAGAACAAGAAAUUGAAUCUUUCAUUCAGAAUGUAUAUACAAAGAAUGGAUUUGAUAGGAAUGAUGAAUGGAUUUCAAAGGCUUUUAUGAGUGAUGUAUUGAUUGAUAAAUUCUUUGAUUGGAUGAUGGAACUUUUAGUUGAUACGACCACUUCGAAACUAAUGUACUUGUUGCAUGUGAUUACUGUGAAUAGGACUUUUAAAGAGAAUGUGAAGAGAAGACACUUGGUUCGUUUGUGUAAUUAUGUGCUACCUUAUGAAAGGUUUGAAAUACCUUUCAAUUUGUACUUUGGACCAUUCUUGAAUGAGUUGUUGCACUUAUCUUGGAAUGUAUUGGAAACUGUUUUAAUAGAUGAAUUGAAAACCGCUAAAAACCCUCUCCCACCAAAGGAAAGAAACAAGAGAGGAGCUCAAGUAUUAUACGAGUCAAGAUGCAUUGAUUGUUUGACAUUAAUUGCAACUUCCAAUGAAAUCUAUCGACCAAAAUUAUUGGAAAUAUUUGAGGAAAUUCUCAGCUCAUGUGAAGAUCCUUAUAUCACCUCUAUAAUUGUUGCUGAUAUGAAGGCCUUGAAACUAAUUAAUAAGAAAUCAUUUAGACUUAUUGAGAGAGCAUACAUGAGUAAGGAUGUGUUUGAAGAUAUUACUGGAACUUUUUUCGAAUUUUCUCAGCAAGUUGAUAUGGUCGAUAAAGUGAGUUUGACUGCUUCAUCACUACUAAAUAAGAAAUUAUCAGUAGAGGAAUCUAAGGCAAAGAAGAGGGUCAGAAAAAUUAGGGAUAUUGCCAUUGCAUCAAUAGUAGAGUCAGGAUUCAAAUUGGCAACCUCUACACAAUUUUCGGACAUGAAAGGAGAAUUUGAUAUUGACCCUAAUAUUUAUUCAGUCGAAAAAAUGUUUGAACAUUUAAAGGAAUUGAACUUAUUGCCAAUAUCAUCUAUUGAGAGGUUAAGACCAGAAACAGAGGCUGACAAGGCAGAUUUUACAAAGGUUUCUCUAAUGUUAUUGAGAUUUGAGUAUUAUUUGAGAAAAAAAGUUGUCAAGAAGGGAAAUCAAUUGUUAAGAGUGGAUGACAUUAGAGAAUCGACAAUUAAUAUCAUUGAUUCGUGCAUGAUGAGAGGGUUGACCUAUUUCACACAACAUGAUUAUCAACCACUACUCGAUUAUGUAUUCAAAGAGAGUAGUCACAAUAGAUACAGAUUAGAUGAUGUUUUAUACUUUUUAUCCAUGGCAAUUAAUAGUAAUUUCAUGAUCAUCGAACGUAAUUUCAGUAAUUCCUUCUCUUUGAAGCCAUUAUACACCUACUUGAUAGAUAUUGGAAUGGCAGAGAGAUUGGAACAAAUAAUUUUGGAAAAUAUGAAGAUUUCUGAAAGUGAAGAUGAAUAUUCCAAAUCAAUCAAAAUAUCCACCAUUCGUGAGGCUGUUGGAUUAAUAGGUGAAUUAGUCAAUAACUCUUCACAUGAUGAUAUAGGAAGAGCUAGUUAUCUGUUAAAUAGAACAAAUGUGUUGGAUAUUAUAGUAGCUGUUUGGGUUGAAUUUUCAAAGGUCCCAUCUAUUAUGGAGCAUUUUCUAGCCUGUAUGGUUCAUUCAUUCGAGUUUUUAAAGCAAUAUCAAUUGGAAAAUAGCGAAGAAUCUCUAGUAAUACUCGAUAGCAUGUUCCAUUUGAUUCAGAAAGCUGGUUUGCCUGGUAUUGUAAAGUCUUCUAAAGGUGUCUUCCCAAAAACACAAAGAAAAAUAAUUCAAGCCAUGGAACAAGCUGGUAUAAUCAAGAGAGUGUUUGAAUUCUUAUUGGAAAGAGAUUUUUCCAAAUUAGCCACUGGUACAGAACCAAAAGAUAUUAGGGCAUCAGGAUGGUCUGAUUCACUGGCAACCUUUUUGGCUUAUCUUUCCAGAAAUCCACCAACCAGAGAACAUUACUAUGAUAAUGAUUUCAAGGUGUUGAGAUUUUUAGUCAAGGAAGUUCUCUUUACAAUUCAUGAUCAAUUAGCCAAAUAUUCUGUGAAUAAUUUACCAGAAGCUCGCAGUUCAUUAUGUGCAUCCUUUAUUAAUUAUCUCUCUGUUGUUAAUCAUAUUCUGUGGGAUAUUAAGGCUUGUAAAUUCCUAUUCGAAGAUGUUAACAAUAGAUCUUCCAAAUCUGGAUUGGCAUUGGAAAACAUGUGCUUCUUUUGGCUUUCUAAAAUGUUGGAACAUGUAAAGAGAAUCAAAAGACUCAAUCAAGUUCAAACCUUAGUUUUUUCAAGGACACUAUUUUGCACUUCAUGCUUGAUGGGAGAUGAAUCUUUUUGCAAUACCUUAUUAUCAGAUGAUCAAUUCCUACCUAAAAUUAUGGAAGUACUGAAAUUUUUAACCAACAAUCAACUCAUGAUUCCUGAUAUUAAUUUAUCCUCAGUCAAAAUUAUAACAGUUGCAUUGAGACAUGAAAGCUCAAAAGGAAAGAUCAAUGUUGAUACACUUUUGGGAUUUAUUGUGAAUCAGAUGGAUGAUAUGGCACCUGUGGAAACAUUAUUUUAUGAUCUCAUAGGAAGUCAAUUUGGAGCAGAGGCAGAGAAAUUAAUCAAUACAAAAUAUACAAGUCUCAAAAAGUCAUUGAAUAACACUAAGAAACAAGUGGAUAAAUGCGCAACUUGUAAAAAUCUUUGUGGUGAGAAGGGAGAGCCACUUAAAAGUUGCUCCAGAUGUGGAAAAGUCAAGUAUUGUUGUAGAGAUUGCCAAGUUAAAGAUUGGCAAAACCACAAACCGGAAUGCACUAAAAAGGCUUAG
Naegleria gruberi is the source of this 3087-nucleotide messenger RNA. RefSeq lists its product as uncharacterized. Bases 1 to 3087 code for a protein of 1028 amino acids. The transcript is spliced from 4 exons. Lineage: Eukaryota; Heterolobosea; Eutetramitea; Acrasida; Naegleriidae. The record is from RefSeq and is a predicted model, not a curated record.